Umbelopsis ramanniana AG is the source of this 1245-nucleotide messenger RNA. RefSeq lists its product as uncharacterized. Bases 153 to 971 code for a protein of 272 amino acids. Gene Ontology annotation, molecular function: alpha-1,2-mannosyltransferase activity. The record is from RefSeq and is a predicted model, not a curated record. Gene Ontology annotation, cellular component: membrane; Golgi apparatus. Gene Ontology annotation, biological process: protein N-linked glycosylation; cell wall mannoprotein biosynthetic process. The transcript is spliced from 3 exons. NCBI's taxonomy places the organism in Eukaryota, Fungi, Mucoromycota, Umbelopsidomycetes, Umbelopsidales, Umbelopsidaceae.
CGGCUCUGGUAGCAGUGGUUCGCAAUGCAGAUUUGUACACUAUCCGUUCUACCAUCCGAACUAUAGAAGAUCGUUGGAAUCAUCAAUACAAUUAUCCAUGGGUUUUCCUCAGUGAUCAACCACUAAGUCAAGAGUUCAAGCACUAUACCCAAAUGCUAUCGGGAGCACCCAUGUACUAUGGGCUGAUAGAUCAGAGGGAAUGGUCGUACCCGCAUUGGAUCGACACACGUUUUGCAGAAAUGGAGAUGGGCCGAUAUGCAGAGAUGGGUCUAUUCCGCGGUGGCAGUCUUGACUUUCGAUUGAAGAGCAGAUUCCACACUGGCUUCAUUCAAUACCAUUCUCUUCUUAGAGACCUAGAGUUUUACUGGCGUGUCGAACCAGAAUCAAAAUAUUUGUGUGAUAUCAAUUUUGAUCCAUUUUUAUUCAUGAAGGAGAACAACAAAAAGUUCGGUAAGUACAGCCAUCACUGUCACUAUCAACACUCAGAGCUAGUGCCUUAUAUUUCUUUAUGUCCAUAUUUCAAUACAGCAUUCGUCAUAAAUGAUGGAGAGCGAAUGGAGAAUAUUCCAUCACUUUGGGAAGCUACACGUAAUUUCAUCAUGUCGCAUUGGUCGUUUAUUGUACCAUGGGACAAUAGCAUACAGCCCUUGAUUACGAACAAAGGAUGGCAGUAUUUCAAUGGUUGUCUUUUCUGGAACAAUUUUGCAAUAUAUUCUCUGGAUUAUUUGCGGUCGCCUAGCUAUCGAACAUUUUUUGAAUACCUUGACAAAAAGGGCGGCUUCUUUUACGAGAGAUGGAGCGAUGUCACUGUCCAAACAAUAAUGGCCAGCUUGUUUUUAAAACGAGACGAACUGCAUUUUUUCAACGAGAUUGGAUUUGAAUAUUGGCAAGCAACACAUUGUCCCCUUCAACCUGAGUAUAGACAGCAAUGCGUCUGUUCACCCGAGCAAACAACAGGUAAACAACUCUAAAGCUGCUGAAUGAUAAGCGCUCACAAAGCUAACUCUGUAGUCAUCGCUAGAUGCCCACUCUUGCACCCGAUUCUUUCUAUCUUUGACAAACUCCUCAGUGAAGCAAGACGUGAAAGACCUUUACCUAAGACGUAAGCAAAGAGAAAAGGAAGAACAAGAUCUGAAGCGACUUCUUGAACAAGAAACAAAGGGAGGAAGUCAUUAGUGAGCAAACCACUGUACCUGAACUUGACUUGGAACAAAAAAAAUUUUGGGACCAGCGGCAAUUUAAAUA